Molecule: messenger RNA, 516 nt
Organism: Quercus lobata
Lineage: Eukaryota; Viridiplantae; Streptophyta; Magnoliopsida; Fagales; Fagaceae
Exons: 1
Coding region: 1-516 (171 amino acids)
Source: RefSeq, a predicted model, not a curated record
AUGAGGGUCGGGGAAACCCUCCGGAGUUAUGCGAGCCGGUAUUGGGAACUCUACAAUGAGAUUGGUGGAGGAAAUGAGAAGAUUGCGGCAAUCACCUUCAGGAUGGGGCUCCCCGAAGACUCUGAAUUACGGGAGUCAUUAACGAAAAGACCUCCUGAGGAUAUGAGGCAGCUCAUGAGGUGCAUUGAGGAGUACAAACGCCUAGAGGAUGAUCGGCUGCAGAACAGGGGGAAAGCACCGUUACUCGGGAGAUCUCGGCAGGGCGUUGUGCCGACAAGACCAAAAAAAGACUUCAGGAUGCAGGAACCAAGGGCGCAAGUUAAAGGAGUUAAUGUGGCGUUCAAAGUGCCUGUGCAUAAAAUCUUAGACCAUAUCAAGAACGAAUCAUUCUUCAGGUGGCCGAACAAAAUGGGAGGGGAUCCAUCUUGGAGGAACCAGAACCUAUACUGCACAUACCAUAGAGAUAAAGGGCACACCACCGAGCAGUGUCGGGUACUAAAAGAUCAUCUCGGGUAG